Messenger RNA from Funneliformis mosseae, 1071 nucleotides. Lineage: Eukaryota; Fungi; Glomeromycota; Glomeromycetes; Glomerales; Glomeraceae. The record is from the annotation of a GenBank genome assembly.
AUGGCGAUAACCAACAAAGUUUUUAAAGAAAGCGAGAGUUGGCUAACGAAAGAACGUCAGAAAUUUGAAAAUUUUGCCGAAGAAAAGUUUCAAAAGUUUUCAACCGAAUAUCAGCGAGAGGUCGAUUGGUUAAGAGAUUAUUUACAAGAGAUCGUAUUUCGGACAACAAAAGUUGAAAAUUUAAAGAAAAAUGAGCUUCUUGAAAUUCCUAACCAACUUAAAGAUAAACAUGAAAUUGAACCCCGCGAAAGUCUAACCGUUCCAACAUUAAUUACGCGUGAACGUAGCCAAAUUAUGCGAAAUAAUGUUGAAAUUGUGAAUACCUCUUCUGGUGGUGUAACUCAACAAUUAAAAAGAUUUGUUGUAAAACAUACACCAAAAUUAAAACCCGAAAAACCCGAAAUCAAAUCCUUGGUUCUCGCAGCUGCUGCCGCAAAAAGGGAAAAAGAGGAACAAGAUAAAAGGCUUGUAAGAGCAAAGGAAUGGGAGAAGGCACGUCAACGCAGACAAGAAGAGCAACAAAAACGUCUACAAAGUCUUAAAAAUCGUGAUGAUGAGUUAAAAAAGAAGGUCAAUGUAAUAUCAGACGCGAAAAGAAAGGACACAGAUUUAAUGAGAAAAAAGAAGAUUGAUAAUAAUAAAAUUUCAAAAGAUACAAUACAGAAUCAAACAGGACAAAAUCAGAAAGAACCUGAUAGAACGGCUCAUACAAAUGAAAAUACCAGCGUUAUAUUUAGUAAAAAAGUUCAAUUAUAUGAUCAACUUAAACGGCUUGGUCUUAAUAAAAAACAAAUUGAAUUACCAGAAAUAGAUAGCGACGAAGAUGAAAAAGUUGAAAUCAAAAAUAAACGACUACGUAAGGAUUGGGAGCAAAGUCCCGAAUUAAAGGCUGCUUUAAUGCAUCAAUCUUCGAUUGACCCCGAAACUAUUUUUGGAAAAAUUCUUCCACUUAAUAUAGAUGAAAGAGAACAUAGGCUUCGCCCGAGAUCAAGUUCAGCAAAUUGGUCAGGUCUAGAUGCAUUAACAGAGGAAGAAGAAUUGGAAUAUAAAAUACAUAUGGGAUUUUUGUGA